AUCGCUGAGAGAACGAGUGCACUAUGUAGUGUGCUAUGUAGUGCAGCCCUAGUGAACGAGGGGUUGGGGAGUAGGAUGGACAAUAUGUCAGUGUGAUGAACCGGAAGUACUUUCCACCCGUGUGACCUCUUCAGAUGUGCUGACAGAGCUCUGUGUAGCGGAGUGUGUUGAAAGGCUAGUUUGGGAUUAGAUCCGGAUUUCGCUGCCUGUUUUCGGACCAGUGAAACCUUUAGAACCGUCAGAACCAUGAGCACCAUGUUCGCGGACACCAUUCUGAUCGUCUUCAUCUCGGUCUGUACGGCGCUGUUAGCGGAAGGCAUCACCUGGGUUUUAGUUUACCGGACUGAGAAGUACAAGAGGCUGAAGGCUGAGGUGGAAAAACAGAGUAAAAAACUUGAGAAGAAAAAAGAAACCAUCACUGAAUCAGCUGGACGCCAGCAGAAGAAGAAGAUUGAGAGACAGGAAGAGAAGCUGAAGAACAACAACAGAGACCUCUCCAUGGUGCGAAUGAAGUCCAUGUUUGCUAUCGGCUUCUGCUUCACAGCUCUGAUGGGCAUGUUCAACUCCAUAUUUGAUGGCAGAGUUGUGGCGAAGCUGCCGUUCGUGCCGCUGUCCUACAUUCAGGGACUGUCCCAUCGCAACCUGCUGGGGGAGGACUACACCGACUGCUCCUUCAUCUUCCUCUACAUCCUCUGCACCAUGUCUAUCCGACAGAACAUCCAGAAGAUGCUUGGCUUGGCGCCCUCCAGAGCUGCAACCAAACAGGCUGGAGGCUUCCUGGGACCUCCUCCUCAGACGGCCAAGUUUUCCUGAUCGGCCAGAGGUCACGGCCCCCUCUGCACGGCGCAGACAAGACCUACAUGCUGGAGCAAACAUCAAGUGCAGCUGCUGCACUGCUCAUUCACGUCCUCUAACUUAACCCUGGUCUUCAUUAGAAAUUAGGAGAAGUUCUUAAAAUUCUGUUAAUUAUCAAAAGUAAUAAACAUCUAGAGUGUGGAAAACAAUGA
Molecule: messenger RNA, 1007 nt
Organism: Melanotaenia boesemani (Boeseman's rainbowfish)
Lineage: Eukaryota; Metazoa; Chordata; Actinopteri; Atheriniformes; Melanotaeniidae
Gene: tmco1
Product: transmembrane and coiled-coil domains 1
Exons: 7
Coding region: 247-813 (188 amino acids)
Biological process (GO): endoplasmic reticulum calcium ion homeostasis
Cellular component (GO): endoplasmic reticulum membrane; endoplasmic reticulum; cytoplasm
Molecular function (GO): calcium channel activity
Source: RefSeq, a predicted model, not a curated record